This is a messenger RNA of Erythranthe guttata (spotted monkey flower), 574 nucleotides long. Its product is annotated as signal peptidase complex subunit 1. Gene Ontology annotation, biological process: protein targeting to ER. Gene Ontology annotation, cellular component: signal peptidase complex; membrane. NCBI's taxonomy places the organism in Eukaryota, Viridiplantae, Streptophyta, Magnoliopsida, Lamiales, Phrymaceae. The record is from RefSeq and is a predicted model, not a curated record.
UCCAGCGGUCAGAAAAACACGUCACUAUUUCUGUUCUGAAAAAGAAACCCAGUGGUUGUCUACGGCAAAUUUCAUUACUUUGGGGGUUAAUUCCGUCGUCAUUUCUCCGAUGGAUUGGCAAGGGCAGAAAGUAGCGGAGCAGUUGAUGCAGCUGAUGUUGGUAAUUUUUGCAGUAGUGGCAUUCAUCGCAGGCUAUGUAUUGGGCUCGUUUCAGACGAUGAUGCUUGUUUACACUGCCGGUGUGGUUUUAACUUCUCUGAUUACAGUUCCCAACUGGCCGUUCUUCAACCGCAACCCUAUGAAGUGGUUGGACCCAAACGAGGCCGAAAAGCACCCCAAGCCGCAACCUGCUAAUUCUGGCCCAAAGAAGAAGACAUCUUCUAAGAAUUAGGUUUUCUAAAUUAGUUUCUCAAUAUUUUAAAUAUGUUUUCUAUUGGCUCAGUGUGCAUGCAUACAUUGCUGUUGAAGAUGCCUUUUAAGAUAUUGCAUAGUGUUGAACUAAAUUGGCCUUAUGUUGAUAUGAUGAUGGCUCAUUGAUUUCUUAUUUGAACAUUUCAGCAUUUUUUUGUGAUUU